Messenger RNA from Dreissena polymorpha, 764 nucleotides. RefSeq lists its product as uncharacterized. Lineage: Eukaryota; Metazoa; Mollusca; Bivalvia; Myida; Dreissenidae. The record is from RefSeq and is a predicted model, not a curated record. Bases 89 to 577 code for a protein of 162 amino acids. The transcript has 4 exons.
AUAGGUCAUUGCAUCGUCUAGUAUAAAGUUGCGGGUAAAUUUACAUUUGCCACCAAACAACAAGCAACCGAAAACAAACGUCAUCAAAAUGAAAUUUCUGUGCCUGUGUGCUUUCCUUGGGGUUACGUUGGCUACCGAUGAGCCAGGUGGAUAUCAUCCUGAAUGGGACGUUUGCCCGCAAAUUGAUUGUCCAACCUGGUGGGAUCCAGCGAUUGCGAUACCCUUUGACUGCCAAAAGUAUACGUUUAUGAUCGGUUCAGACGGGGCUACGCGCUGUACAUUGUGUGGGGCUAGCUUCUGCGGUUCACAGCAAGAGGUGUGUCCGCAAAUUCAAUGCCCCGGUGACGCCGACAUCCCAGACGGAUGUCGAAAGCCAGAAUUCACUAUUGGACGUGAUGGAAUCACAAAAUGCCGCAUGUGUGACAGUAAUUUUUGCGGCGACCCUAUGUUGGUAUGUCCCGCCAUUCAGUGUCCCAACAUGCCGAAACAGGGAUGUUCCAAGCCCCAGUUCGUCAUCGGCUUAGACGAUGUCACCAUGUGCCCGGUGUGCCCGAAGGACAUUUGUCAGAACGCUUAACUGCGGACGUGCAGAAGGAGAAAAGAUAAUUAAUUUAACACGCAUGCCCUGAUCUAUGGAACGCAUUAUAUAUAUAUAUAUAUAUAUAUAUAUAUAUAUAUAUAUAUAUAUAUAUAUAUCCUAUGUUAUUACCUAUUACUUAUUAGAUUCAGACUUGUUUCUUUGCAAUAAAGCGUGUAAUCAAUGA